Messenger RNA from Oldenlandia corymbosa var. corymbosa, 3974 nucleotides. The record is from the annotation of a GenBank genome assembly. Lineage: Eukaryota; Viridiplantae; Streptophyta; Magnoliopsida; Gentianales; Rubiaceae.
GCGGAAGCCAAUCACCGUCGGAAUAAACCUCAACAUAAAAAUCGUCCAGGUUCAUUCCUCCUUCCGAAUCUAACCGUCUUCGUCUUUCCCACGCAUUUUUUCUCCCCCUUUUACCCAUUUUUUGCUACCCCCCCAAUUUAAAACGCUUUACCAAAAUUCCAAGCCUUUUUACUUGUCACAAAUCAACACCAAUUUUUAUUUUCUCCAAAGAUUUUUUCUUUUCUUUUUAAUGGCAGCAGCCUUAUCUUCUUCUUCUUCUUCCCCAUCAUCAUCGAUUCACCGAUCUUGUUCCUGUCGCUGUUUCAGAUGUUGUGUUUGUCGCUGUAUGUGCUGCUGUAAUUUCUGAUUCUCCGCCGGCUUUGUUUUCUUAUUUUUCUAAAUUUAUUUUUAGGUUUUUUUUUGGCCCACCCAAAUUCUCUGUAUUCAGUUCGGAGUAUCCUUUCGUGUAUGUGGUUUGGAUUGAAUUAUGGAUUUAUCGCACUCGCAGACGAGUAGUUUGUCACUAGGGUUACUCUCUCACGCCGCCUCGCCACCACCACCUACUCCGCCGAUGCCUGCGGCGGCGACGGCGUCGUCCGUGUCCAGUAAUCACCGAGCGCAAAUUGUUGACGACUCGAUUUCGUUCCAGAUCGAUUCGAGCUUUCGGGACCCUUCGCAUCCCUUGCCACCGAUUCCGCUUCAAUUGAUGGAGCCGCAGACGGAGAAUCACAGGGCGGAGAAUGGGGAUGUUGGUAAAGAGAGUGAGGAUGAGGAGAAAGUGGAGGAGUUUCGGAUUCUGGGGCAUUCCAUGUGUUUCAAGCGGAAGCGCGACUGCGAUUCGAUUUCGUCGUGUGCGACCAAGAGCGUUAGGGUUUCGAAAGACCUGGAAUCGCGUAGGAACGCUGUGAGGUCUUGGGGAAAUCAGUCCUUAAGAGUAGCUGAUCCUGAUUUGUUUGAAAUAAUGGAGAAGGAAAAGCAACGGCAGUAUAAAGGGAUUGAAUUGAUUGCUUCUGAAAAUUUUGUGUGCAAAGCUGUGAUGGAAGCUCUGGGUAGUCAUUUGACCAAUAAAUACUCGGAAGGGUCACCAGGGGCCAGAUAUUACGGUGGGAAUGAGUAUAUUGAUGAGAUUGAAACACUCUGCUGCGACCGUGCAUUGGCUGCUUUUGGACUUGACCCCGAAAAUUGGGGUGUUAAUGUGCAGCCUUAUUCCUGCACCUCUGCUAAUUUUGCUGUAUAUACUGGUUUGUUGUUACCAGGUGAUAGGAUAAUGGGAUUGGAUACCCCUUCCGGUGGAAACACUAGUCAUGGAUACUAUUUGCCAAAUGGGAGAAAGGUUUCUGGGGCUUCUAUAUUCUUUGAGAGUUUGGCUUAUAAGGUGAACCCUCAGACUGGUUAUAUCGAUUUUGAGAAGCUAGAAGAAAGGGCCCUUGAUUUUCGUCCCAAGAUACUCAUUUGUGGUGGCAGUUCAUAUCCUAGAGAGUGGGAUUAUGCAAGGUUUAGACAGAUUGCAGAUAGAUGUGGAGCUGUAUUGCUUUGUGAUAUGGCUCAGAUUAGUGGUCUUAUUGCUGCAAAGGAAUGUGUUAGCCCCUUUGAUUACUGUGAUAUUGUUACCUCAACAACUCAUAAAAGUCUUCGUGGCCCAAGAGGAGGUAUUAUUUUCUAUCGGAAGGGUUCAAAACCAAGGAAAAGAGGCAUGCUAUUGAAUCAAGGCGAUGGAAGUGACAGAUAUGAUUUUGAAGAGAAGAUAAACUUUGCUGUUUUCCCGGCACUGCAGGGCGGACCACACAACAACCACAUUGCUGCACUUGCCAUAGCCUUGAAGCAAGUGGCCACUCCCGAGUACAAGACAUAUAUGCAACAGGUGAAGAAAAAUGCUCAGGCUCUAGCAGCUGCUUUGUUGAGAAGAAAUUGUAGACUGGUGACAGGGGGCACUGACAACCAUUUGAUUCUUUGGGAUCUGAGGACUCUGGGAUUAACAGGUACAGCGGCUUUGUAGUAAAAUUUACUCGUGUUUGGUUAAUUUCUUCCCUUGUUAAGAGAACUCUGCUUGUGUCAUAUUCUUAACCUCCCUUUGAUACAAUGUGAUUUCAUCUUUGAUCUUUUUUGAGUGUGGGUAGGUUUGAUAUGGUUAAGCAGUUAACCUGAAUCUCAAUGAUAAGUUUUAUUCUUUAUGUGAUGUUGCAUAAAUUUCAACUAGAUAUUGUGAAAAAUGUUAGGCGUUGAACUUUGGUGUAAUUUGCAUGAAACAAUGCAUUCGUUUGUUGGCAAAUACAACUCUCUUCCCAAUCAAGAGUUUUCUUUCUGGAAUAAUGCAUUGCUUUACUGAUCUUGCAUGUAUGUAGAGUAGUAUUUUCGCUUUUAUUUUCUGAUCUUGUCAUACACGGAGGGAAACUUCUCCUUUGGCAGUUUCAUGUUGGCCUUCAGAAUUUUUUUGUUAAUAGCAAAUCCACCAGUUUGAAUCUGAGUUGUUCUUGGAGUUAAACUUGGGAUCUGAGAGUUCCUUAUUCAGAUUAGUAGAGUUACAGUUAGUUUUCUAACUCUUGAGUUGGUUAAAAUUAAAUUUCCUGUGCUCUUCUCUCUUGCAGGUAAGGUUUUUGAGAAGGUCUGUGAGUUGUGCCACAUGACUUUGAAUAAAGUUACUAUCUUUGACGACAAUGGAAAUAUCACACCUGGAGGUGUCAGGAUUGGUAAGUAACAUAAUCAUGUUAUACUACUUUCGAGAUUGUAACGCUUAAUGUUUGGGCACUGAGCCUAAUACGUGUACUCUUCUGGAUUGUAGGUACUCCUGCAAUGACUUCCAGAGGCUGCCUAGAGUCUGAUUUUGAGAUAAUAGCUGAGUUCCUUCUGAAAGCUGCGCACAUAGCGGGUGCAGUACAGAGAGAACAUGCAAAGAUGCCCAAGGCAUUUCUGAAGGGUCUGGAGAACAACAAAGAUUUAGUUGAGCUGCGGUGUCGUGUUGAAGGUUUUGCAUCACAGUUUGCGAUGCCAGGUUUUGAGAUUUAAUCCCCUCAAGUGGAUCUGUGUAUAUUAUAGUAGUUGGUCAACAUACCGGUUUUGAUAAUCCUCUUGACCCAUUCUUUUUUCGAAAAUUGGUACUCUGUUCUACACUUUUUGGUAUGCAAUAUGUGCAGUAUAUUCCAGAUGAUAGAUGUUGAGAACUGAAACCCACAAUUGGUGGGGGAAGAAGUGUCUUUGAAUCAUAUAACUAUAGAGUUCUGUCAGUUCAUUGGAAUUAUAUGGUCAAACCUCUGUUCUUGAAUGCAUGUGAUUUGGCAUAGCAGAAAGGGGAAUGUUUUGGUACAACUGAAGUCUAUGUAGCAGAGUUUGGGUUUCUGUUGGUUUCUUGCAUUCAUCAUCUUAUAACUCAGAACGGGGCAGGCAAGAUAAUUUACUUGUUUGGGAGAAGUUCCUGAACAAUGUUUACCAAAUCCCCCCCUUCAUCUUCGUUAAUGAGAAUGUUGUACGCCGUCGAUCUUAUUUAUAGUGCUCUGAAGCAAAAUGUCCUUGUUUCUAAUGACGGAUUAAUUCUUUUGUUCUCGGUAUCUAUUUGGAAAUUCCGGAUUAAUUUUUUUGUUCUCGAUAUCUAUAUGGAAAUGUCAAUCUUAUAGUGAUGUUACCAAAGUAGUUCGCUUGAUCUUCGAUAUUAAAGGGAAGUGUGAACGGUUUGGACCUUGUUAAUUGAAGGGAAUAACCAAGAGACUUGUUGACGGAGAGAAAGGAAAAAUAGGUUUGGACCUUGUCAAUGGAAGAGAAUAACAAUGAGAUUAACAAAAAAGAAGAAGAAAGGAAUAACAAAGAGACUUGUUGACGGAGAGAAAGGGCAUAUAGAAGUCAGAAUUAAUCAAUCGAAUUCGGUGAUCGGUGGUGGACAUCCGAUAAAAUGAAAAUCGGAAAACAAACAAAUUAAAAGAAUUUCCGUGAGUAAACUAUAUUUAUUAGGAAUAUUAUCUCUUCUUAAAAUACAUUAAGGCUCUGUUUGGUUGCAUUGAAUUGGG